Girardinichthys multiradiatus is the source of this 7316-nucleotide messenger RNA. RefSeq names its product B-cell lymphoma/leukemia 11A-like. Lineage: Eukaryota; Metazoa; Chordata; Actinopteri; Cyprinodontiformes; Goodeidae. Gene Ontology annotation, cellular component: nucleus. Gene Ontology annotation, biological process: negative regulation of dendrite development; regulation of transcription by RNA polymerase II. The record is from RefSeq and is a predicted model, not a curated record. The coding region runs from base 1088 to 3517 and encodes 809 amino acids. The transcript is spliced from 3 exons. Gene Ontology annotation, molecular function: DNA-binding transcription factor activity; RNA polymerase II cis-regulatory region sequence-specific DNA binding.
UUGAUAUUGGUUUUAAUAACCACUUUUAGCUAUACACAGAAUGAACAGUAUUUCUAAAGUAUUCGCAUAUAGUCUGUACAUGUACACAGUUGUUUUUUAUUCUAACUGCUGCUAUACACUCAGUCCACACCUGACUUUGCACUAAUGUAAGUUGCCCAAUAUCAUUGCUUUGUGUUGUUUCCAUCGAGCUGCAGACCUAGUCUCAUUGCACUGUGCAGUUGGACGGAAUGCAGUGACAAUAAAUGUCUUCUUCUGCAUAUUUAUUCUGGUUGUUUAUGCCCGGUUUUUAACACGUUUUAACAUCCUAGCAUUUUAAACUAAUACGAUAACAAUAAAACUCACAUCACACGCAUAAAGCGUUACAUUGCAAACAGUGAAGUAUGAAUGAGCUGUAGGUGUGUGAGAAAUAAGGCUUUGACUAAUAAAUACGUUAUUUUUUGUUAAUGCAAAUUCUUGCUCUGUAAUUUACAUACACGCUGCAUAUUUAUAUGAGGGUAAUAGCUGAGUUUGUCCUCCACUACAUCCACGCCGCGCUGCGCAGUCUCUCUGCUCCAUGCGCUCUGUAGCGGCCCUGCCCCUCUCCCAUAGCCCAGCCUCCUUGAUCCCCUUCGUCCACUGGUAUGUUUGGGGUCUCUCUCUCUCUCUCUUCCAUAGGUAGUCCAUAAUGAGUGUCCAUUGGUUUUAUUAAGGCUUGCCCUCCUCCCUCCCACUGGCCCGCUUCGCCCAGCCCAUGUUUUCUAUGUCUCAGUCCGUUCACCGCCUGACGUUCAAGUUCGCAGGAACGUCACGUCCGCACUUGAACUUGCAGCUCAGAGGGGGCUUCGCCGUAUACCCCAUCACUCUCUCUCUCUCUCUCUCUCUCUCUCUCUCCCUCUUUGGAGGAAAAGUCAUGAAGAGCUCCACACAGCCCGUCGCGCGUUACGCAUCUCGCUCCGUUUGAUCCGCAGCUCUGCUUCUGUUUUUUGUCCCUUUUCUUCCUUCAUCCGGAUGACAGACGCAUCAAUGAAGAUUUUUUUAUUUGGAGUGUACGUCGUAGGAACGGAUUUCCCAAUGUGAACUCAGCUGAAAAGUCCUCGCCGAACCGACCAUGUCUCGCCGCAAGCAAGGCAAACCCCUGCACUUGAGCAAACGGGAGUUUUCGCCUGAGCCACCCUCAGGUGUUUUAGCCGAAGAAGACUCUCAGGACUCCCCCAGGCUGGGUGUGGCUCAGGAUGAGCCCCUGAAAGGGGACCCGGACCUGCUCACCUGCGGGCAGUGCCACACCCGUUUUCCCCUGGCUGACAUCCUGCUGUUCAUUGAGCACAAACGGAGGCAGUGCCACGGCAGCCUCUGCUCGGACAAGCCUCCGGACAGGCCGCCGUCCUCACCACUCGCCUCGCCCCUCUCCACGUCCUCAUCUCACUCUCGAAACCAACAGCAGCACCCGCAGAAGGCACGUCACCCAGUGGAGGUGGCCAUACAGGUGUCCCCUCUGGACGAGGAUUGUUUAUCUGCGCCCUUGCAAGGAAUUAUCCCCAAGCAGGAGAAUGUCACAGAUAAAGAUGAGCCCAGCAGUUACACCUGCACCACAUGCAAACAGCCCUUUACCAGUGCUUGGUUUCUGCUCCAGCAUGCCCAGAACACUCAUGGCUUCCGCAUCUAUCUGGAGAGUGAACCUGGCAGCCCUCUCACCCCACGUGUAGCUGCCGCUCCAGGGAUGGGGGGCGAUUGUGCCUCCUCCCAGCCGCCCCUCCAUGCGGUUCACUUAGCAGAUGGCAGCCCUUUCAGCCUCUUGAGGAUGCCGGGUUCAGGGUCUGGCCGGGAUUCAGCAUCCACACCGCGCGAGGGCCGUUACCCCCGAACUCCCCCAUUGUUCAGCCCACCGCCACGCCACCAUCUCAGCCCCGAUGAUCUUGCCCUGGCAACCCACCAUCCAAGCGCCUUCGACAGAGUGAUGAGGCUAAACUCAGUGCCAUUAGAUCCCAAUCAGAGCAUGGACUUCUCUAGACGUCUGAGGGAGCUUGCUGGCAAUGCCACUGGUGGUUCUCCGCCUCUCUCCCCUAACAGACCUAACCCUAUGCAACGGCUGCUACAGCCAUUCCAGCCAGGUUCCAAGCCUCCAUUUACAGCCACUCCUCCUCUCUCCACCUCUCAGUCUCCAUCUGGUUCUCGCUCCACCCCUAAUCCUGUAUCAAAUGCUGUCCAGCCAGGUACUCCUCUCAAGGCAAAGUCUUGUGAGUUCUGCGGGAAGACCUUCAAGUUCCAGAGUAACCUUAUCGUGCACCGGCGAAGUCAUACCGGGGAAAAGCCAUUCAAGUGUCACCUCUGCAACCAUGCGUGCACACAGGCCAGCAAGCUAAAGCGUCACAUGAAGACGCACUGUCAGAACAAGUCAUCGGCACUUAAUGCCAAGUCAGACGACGGCCUCUCAACUGCCAGCUCGCCUGAACCUGGCACCAGUGACAUAUUGGCCAGUGCCACGGAUGCUCUCAAGUCUGUGGUAGCCAAGUUCAAAAGUGAGAACAAUGGAAUUAUGCCUGAAAAUGAAGAAGAAGAAGAGCAGGAUGAGGAUGAAGAAGAGGAGGAGGAAGAGGAGGAAGAAGAGGAGGAAGAAGAAGAGGAGGAAGGAGAGGAGGAGGAAAUUGACAGUAAGCCAAGAGUUGAAGAAGGGGGAAGAAAUAACUACCGCUUCAGCCUGCGGCUGGAAGGGGCCCGCCACCACCAGAACAGUGAUGCUCUACACCCACAUCGCCGGAGCUUGUCUCGAGAGCCUGCCGAUGAUGACUCAGCUGUUGAAUUAGACCGUGCAGAUGAUGCAUCAACCACUUCCUUCAAUGGGCUUGGACCCCUAUCCAAUGACAGCCUCUCUAGAAAGCUGCUGGGUGGCAGGAUUAGUCCUGGCUCACUCAGCCCUCUAUCCAAGCGCAUCAAGGUAGAAAAAGACCUUGAUCCCCCUACUCCUACCAUCCCCAACACUGAUAAUGUCUAUUCUCAGUGGCUAGCUGGUUAUGCUGCCUCCCGGCAACUCAAGGACCCCUUCAUCAACUUUACAGGCGGGGACUCCAGACAAUCACCCUUUACCUCCUCAUCCGAGCACUCAUCAGAAAAUGGCAGUUUGCGCUUCUCUACUCCGCCUGGUGAGCUCGACGGUGAACGGGCACCUUCAGGACGCAGCGGCACAGGCAGCGGUGCCAGCACUCCGCAUGGCGGUAGCGGAAAUGGCCGGCCGAGCUCCAAGGACGGCCGCCGCAGCGACACCUGUGAAUUUUGCGGCAAGGUUUUCAAGAACUGCAGCAACCUCACAGUGCACCGGCGCAGCCACACUGGAGAGCGACCAUACAAGUGUGAGCUGUGCAGCUAUGCGUGUGCCCAGAGCUCGAAACUCACCCGCCACAUGAAGACCCACGGACAGAUGGGCAAGGACGUGUACAAAUGUGAAAUUUGCCACAUGCCUUUCAGUGUGUACAGCACUCUAGAAAAACACAUGAAGAAGUGGCACAGUGACCGCCCUCUGGCUAAUGACAUUAAAACUGAAUAGGCAAAAAACAGUUCUCUCUCAGCCCCUCCACCCCCCCCCACCCCCCCACCCCCCAGCUAAAAAGCAACCCUGGCUAUGUAGCCAAUAAGCAUUGGGGAAAAGACAACAGGGUUCGACACCGGAAUGCCGUGCAGCCCUGCUCUCCAUCCCCUUCUGGAGAAAACUUGAUGCAUGAUCCAGUACUGGGGCAAUACUAUUGCAUCAGAACUUUUUGAGCCUUUCUAUUGUGCAAUAAUUUACACAUUUUGUAUUUUUUGUAACUGGACAGCAUGCUUGGUGUGUUUUGGCUACUUAAAGAGAAAACUGUCCUUGGCUGGAGGAUUUUGGUUGUACAUGUGUUGCUGUUGGUACUUUUGAUUUUUCACUGCGUAAGAAAAAAAACAGUCAGUUCUAACCCACGCUGCAUACAGUACAUACUGUUUUACAUAUCAUGUACAGUUUUGCGCUCAAACAUAGCAGACAGUGUCAUAUAGUCAAACCAUCAAGACAAGCAGGGUCAGACAUAAAACCGAUCUUUGUGAAAGAUUUUCCAUGCAACAUUGAGAUGACGUAUUUAUCCAUAUGUAUAUAAACAUUGGGCUGCCUAUGAAAUGCUAGGCACUAGCGCCAUUAAAUAUUUCUUUUACAAACAUCAAUGAAACAAAACUAACAAUGUGGUGUGACAUGACGACAGAGUGCCUUGGAUAUUUUACCUGCAUCAGUUAAUACUCCUUUUUGCUCUAAGCUCGGAGUUUCAGCUAUAAAUGAUUACAGGACACGGGGAAGAUGCAGGUCCUUGCAUCAAGCACCUGCACAACCUGAUUGUUGUAUUUUUGGUUUUUGCAGAACAUAGGGAACCAGCUGAGACAAACCUAGAAAAAAAAAGAUUUAAUGUAUCUCUGGUAAAUCAUUUAACUGCCUGACUCAUACAUAUUAAUGCUUUCAUGAUUACAGUUCUGUUUACUGGCAUGUUACAUGCUUAAAAGGGGUCAGAGGUUUUUGGUUUUGGUGUUUGUGUUUGGUACAACUGAAAAAAAGGUACUGUGACAAGUUGUUUUACCAACGUGAAGCUCUUAAAGGUUUCAAAGUGUUUAUAUUCUUUGAAAAUGUUUUUCCUUUUGUGCUAGCCAUUUAAGCUGUUAUUUCAGAAGUCACUCGAAGACAAAGCGGGAUUUAGUUCUUGCAACUCAAAUAGACUAAAGGAGAGGGAUCUGGGUUUAGGAGCAUGAGGGUGGGUGAAUGUUAGAGAUGAACCAGUCAGGCUUUUCUUUGCCGAUACCAUUUUGUGAUUUUCUGUUGAGAUCUGACCUGCCAGUUCCAUAGCACACAAAAGAGAAGAAGACGUACUGCUGAUCCUGUUAUUGAGGUAUUAGUUUUGAAUCCAACAUAAAGUACAUUAAAUUAUAUAACUCUAAUCUUUAUCUUAAGUUAUUCAACUCAAAAAAGUGUAUCAACAGUGUUUAUAGACUGAAAAUGGCAGGAACAUUGAAUUAAUAGGGGAAAGAUUUCAAGUUUUUAAGCAUUUUACCUACCGAUCAAGUAAAAUUGGCCAAGUCUUAUCUCUGACCGACUAAUUAGUGCAUCUCCAGUGAUUUAGUUUAACAAGUGUCUGACAGGAUUAACAUGCGUCCACAACCAAAAUCCAAUUUUUAUUAAACAAAAAGUGCAUCCAAGUACAUGCUGUUGGUUGAUGUGUUUGUAGAUCAAAAAUGAUGUAGAUUUUGAGCAUUUAAUCUAUCGGAAAAUUGGUUCAUUCUGAUCGCUGGGUGAUGAGUUGGUGAAUCUCUAGAGGUUACGUUUAACAAAAAAAUCCUUAGAGUGAAAACCUAUUUUCCGCAUUAUGUUUUGAAAACUGACUGUCUAAGAAAUAAAUAAUUUCAAUUAAAAAAAUAAUCCCCCCCUAUACAUACAUACUAGAAAGGUCAAUUUGUUUUAAAUUUUUUGUAGACCUUCUAAUGGUGCCAGUUUUUUCAGUUAUUUUUAUCUCCAGCCCUUGUCAAUGAUAAUGAUGAUAUAGCACUUGUCACUCUGCCUUGGAUUCUGUAUCUGUCUCUCUAAUCGGAGGUACAGUCGGUUGAGUAUAAAAUGAGAACCAGAUUCCAGAUCUGGCGCUACCUACAUGCACUGUUCAAUUUUCCCAGUUUACAGUUGGGCGCUCAAGGGAAAACUUGCUUCUCUGCUGACAGAUUAGCACGGUGUCAUUGCUUAGCAUUAAAAGUAAAAAUAAAUAAAAAAGAGGAAGAUUAAAAAAAGGUGUUGAUCUAGAGUCUUUUGCCAGCCAUGUUUCCUUCUGAGAGCUAAACAGAGGUUUUGCUCUUGGGGGUAUAAAUGCAGGAAUUGCCAUACAAACAUAGAGAUGUAAUAAAGCUCAGUGUAGUAAAUUUAGAUUUAAAAAAUGAAUGAAAUCUGUUUUAAAUAACACUUCAAUAUUUUUUAGGGGAAACUGUAUUUAAAUUUUGUUUUAAUUUGUUUUUUUUUUUUUUAUAAUUUUUUGAUGUUUCUCUAAUCUGUUAUGGUAGCAUCCAGGACUUGAUCACUAUGUAAUGAAAAAAAAAGACAACAAAAAAAAAAAACAUGUCUCUGAUCUUUUUGCCUUUACUAUAAAAUACAAGUCUUCAGGUUGAACACAAAUUUGCAUUGAGGAGAGAUUUAUGAUAUAUAAAUAUAUAGAGAGAACCUAAAACACAGGAAAAUGCACACUCUUGUAAGUUCCUAUGUUCAAAACACAUCUAUGGUCUACUUUUUCCUGUAUUUAGAAUGGUAUUUGAAAUUAAUGUUCACUUAGCGUAGGCACUUAUACUAUUUAUGUUGAAGCCUGUAUUUUUAACUAUUUUGCCUGUACUCUUUAAAGGUUUCAGUGUACUCUUUUUUUUUUUUUCUGUAGUGAAAAAAAAAAUCCCAACAAGCUGCCAGCGUAUAUUUUCUUAAUUGGCAGGAUAAUAUAGUGUGAAUAAUUUGUAUGCUUGGGAGAAAAAAAACAUGUUUUCUGAAAAAUAAAAAAAGCUGUGGUAUUCCCCAAAGGGUGAGAGGCCAUAUGAUGGCCUUUUCAGGCAGUCCCGCUGGGGAAGGUGACCACACUGAGGUAAAAACAGGUGGUUGUACAUAUCUUUUUAGUUUGUUUAUAUAUUUCUUUCUCUCCUGCCAUUUUAUAUGCAGAAUACAAGCUAUUGUUGGGUUUUUCUUGGUAGCCAACUUUUUACUGUCUUUGAUCAUGUACCACCUGAAAACAUUCCAGCUGUUUAAAAUAAAAUUAAAAAAACAUUUUAUCAUAUGCAAUCAGUCCAAUAUCAACUUGUAAAAAUUUGUUUUUCAUUGACAAAAUAAACCAUGGUGCUUUUUGAUUAGAAGAUGGUACAACUCAUAUGCAAGGAGUAAAAUCACAAACAGAAAUGUGGGUACAUGCCGCUGAUAUUGGGGUACAUUUAACAUUUAAUCCCGUGUCCUGCAUCUGCUUUCAAGCUGUCUGCUCUGAACUGAACUUGAAGUUGGCCCCUGGCAUAGGCCGACAUUAUUUAUUCUGACUACACAGACAUACACACACACACACACACACACACGCGCGCACACACCUGCUCUGUUCAGAACAGAGUCACUGCAAAAACACAUCAGUUCAGUUCUUCUCCCUUCUUGAUGAAUUGUGACGGCUUAAUUUCUCUGUUUGAUGACCAAAGGUCAUUGACCAACAUCUAUGAGUUUUUGCUCGACUUACAAGUUUCUUGUUUUUAUUGUUUUCAGUUUAUGGAAAUGCCACUCUAUUUUCAGCUGUUUUCUUCACUCAGCCAUUUUGUCUUGAUAAUAAUAAUAAAAUGUAUUAUAUACA